GGAAGAGAAGACUGAGGAGAUGUGAAGCCAAGAGCCCAGCAGCAACCAGAACAAGAUAAGGGUGCUGGACUCAGGAUACAAGGAAGGUCAAUUCAUGACCUUUAAGGGAAGGAUGUCACACCUCUCUCUUUCAGCAGAGCUGCCCAGCAUAAGCCAAGCUGUGGCUGAACUGCCAGAUGCCUUUGAUUUCUCCCUGGAUGAUGAUGCCAGCUCCCUGGGCUCUGACUCUGAGCUGAACGGGAUUGCUCCGUAUCGCAAGACUGAUCGCUAUGGCUUUAUCGGGGGCAUCCAAAAUGGCCUAGGUCAGCUCCCAGUUGAGCUCAUUCGGCAUCGUGAGGCCAAGUGGCUGGAGAUGACAGCUCAUUGGGAGAAAACCAUGGCCUCUCGUUACAGAAAGGUAAAGCUGCUGUGUCGGAAGGGAAUUCCUUCAUCCUUACGUGCCCGCUGUUGGCCUCUGCUGUGUGGAGGGCAAGCCAAAAUGGAGAAGAACCCUGGAAAGUACCAGGAACUGCAAGAGAUACCUGGUGAUCCUCAGUGGGUAGAAACCAUCACAAAGGACAUUCAUCGCCAGUUCCCUUUCCAUGAGAUGUUCCUGUCACCUGAGGGGCCUGGGCAGCAAGGGCUACUGCAGCUACUGAAGGCCUACACUGUGUAUCGGCCCCAGGAGGGUUACUGCCAGGCCCAAGGGCCACUAGGCGCCCUGCUACUCAUGCAUAUGCCUCCAGAGCAAGCCUUCUGGUGCCUGGUGCAGAUCUGUGAGCACUACCUGCCGGGCUACUACAGCCCCAAGAUGGAGGCACUGCUGCUGGAUAGCGAAGUGUUUGUUGCUCUCCUGCACAGGGUAUGCCCCAAGGCACUGAAGCACUUGCAGAAACAUGGUGUGGGGCCUUUGCUCUACAUGCCGGAGUGGUUUCUGUGCCUGUUCGCCCGCACUCUGCCUUUCCCCACUGUGCUGAGGGUCUGGGAUACUUUCCUCAGCGAAGGGAUCAAGGUAUUGUUUCGUGUGGGGCUGCUGUUGAUCCGCUUGGCUCUGGGCUCCUCAGAGAAACUACGUGACUGCGCAGGGCUGGUGGAGACCCUGGAGAAGCUGCGCAGUGUCCCUGCUCAUCUCCUGCAAGAAGAUACAUUCAUGGCCGAGGUCCACGAUGUGCCCAUCUCAGACCGUGAUUUAGAACGUGCAUGUAGAGCCCAACUCAAGAAGCUGCGCGCAGCUCGGCCCGAAUUCCAGUACAGCCCAGAGCUUCGACAAUCUGGUGCAAAGGCCAUCUUUGAUGCACAGCAGCUGGAGGAUGCGCAGAAUGAGGAGGAUCUUGGAAGCCGUACACAUACUUUCUACAUCCCCCAGAUCAUGGUUGAGCCACCCCCUUUAUCCCCCAAGGAGCAGAAGAAGCUGGAGAAGGCCUCUGAGAUGCCCGAUCAGAAAAAAACCAAAGCGAGGAAGAAGCCAGACACACGUGGGAAGACCUUCCAUGUUACACAACAGCCCACGGGCAGAACAGAGGAAAGGCUGAAGCUGGAGAGUGUAAAAGGGAAGUCUUCCUUCUAUGUAGAGACAUGGUUCUGAACAGCAGCACAGCAGAGCCAGGCCCCAGCAGAAAAAAAGCCCCAAGCCUCUAUCACUGCCCCUCCUACAAAGUGCAUGCAAUCAUAUGUAGCACAUGAUGCCUUGAAGCCUAUGCUCAGUUUCGAGAAGAGAAAAAGAUAUGUUGGGGCUCAAUAUCUGCAACAGCAUAAGGGAAAAAAAGGGGGGGAGCAGAAGGGGCAAAGUAUAUUUCUAGGUGGGUGAACUAUACUAGAUGGGGCAGCAAGCUCCUUGUUUGGGGGAACACUUGCCUCCCCGUUGGUGCCACCACUGCUCAAUACUUCCUCAUUCGGAAGCUCUUCCCCCUAAGCCCCGAUGUGUGGUAAUGCAUGGAUAACGUAGUAGGGGGAGGGAUCCCAUCCUCCCUACAUUUUUGUGACAGCUGCUUUAGCUACUGAUUUAGGAGGCAGGUAUUAUUUGCCUAAAAUUGGUAGGGGUUAAGGGUUGGGGUAUGAGAAUUUCAUUAAGAGGGCUUCCCCAUAACUCAAGCACUGAUGUGUGGGAACUCUCUGGAUUUAUUCAGCAGUGAAGGGAAUGUAUCCUGGACCUGGACUUGCUCUGGAGCAGUUUUCACCUAUUCUUACUGUUUAUACUUUAGGGUUCAGGCAUGGCAUGUAAAACAAAGAAAAUGAAAGAAUGGCAGAGGGGAGCCCUUGUACAAAUGAAGCCCUGCUUGAAGUGCAUUGUAUAUCUAGCGCUCCAGCCCCAGAGCUGGAAGGGCUGCAGCCUGAUUCUAAGGAAGUACCGAGUUAAACAAAAAAUGAAUCAGAACUUGGGUAUAAGCAGACUCAGACUUAAAAGGGAGGCCAAAGGGUUGAAGCAUCCAAUUAAAAUAACAAAUUUGGUACAGAACUACUCUGAAUUUAGUAUCAUGAAGGUCAUUCGUUGGGACUGUUUGCUUCCAGAGCAGAUGUUGGAGUAUCUGUUUUAUGCAAUGUUUUCUGUAUUUGAACAAGGGGGGGGGGAAUGGGGAGGAAACAAAAGGAUAAGGAAGAUAAGAUGGAACAAAGGAAGGUCCUCUGAAGCACUGAGCUAGGAAAUAAAAGGUUCCCUUUUCUGGCUUGUCGUUAUUUUUUGCUUGUAUGUAGGGCUUUCACCUCCCCACUGCCCGACAGGACUCUCAUCUGGAAAACUUUUUACCAUCAGGGCGUAUCUUUAUGUUGGGGAAAGCUGUAUCAGUUGAAUUUCUGCCAGUUGAUGGCUUCCGAGCCCUUGCUAAAGCAGGUGGAGCACCUAAUUUGCUUUACUCAGUUCUAUGCGUGAGCAGACGCUGUAGGGAGCGGUUAACCAAGUGAGAUCAUCAAGACCUCUUCAUCUUCCAUGAAAAGGUAGGGGGGGAUCCUCCAGAAAAAGCGAGAUCCGCACCAACGAUUGGGUGGGACUGUCGAAACAACCCUCAACACGCCUGCUACCCCCCUUCCUUUCACAGCAGAUGGCGCGUGGGCGCUUCCCUCGUGCACCUGGUAUGCGCCGACCAACAAGAGCAGGUGGCGCAUGCGGUAGCUUUGGGGGAAGUUGCGUCAGGGAUGCCGAGGAGGAUGCAAUUGUGUCGGGCGCCAAGGCAAUUAAAAGGCGGCGCUACAGGAAAGAUUUGGCUUGGAGGAAUGCUUCGUUUGUUCAGGGCAAGUCUCCCUCCGCGAGUGCCUCGGAGGCGAAGGAGGCCGAGCAGAAUCUCCCUCUCCGCAUUUCCGAAGCAUGCACUGGGAAGCAGGAUUUCUUACACGCACGCACAUCUUCCACCCACAAUUUGUUUCUUAUAAACGCAUUUUGCUGAUGGCGAUGGCGACUACAGAUCCCGGGAGGGCAUCCUCGGCGUCGUGCCCAUGUGGCAGCAGCCGACUUACCGGACCAAUCAGAGGCAACUAUGGCAUCAAAAGCACACAGGGUAAUCAGACGGUCCGAAUCGUGGGAACAAAGUGAACAUCUUCUAGCCAAACUGAAAGGCACCCCCCGCCCUGACCUCCCUUGGUUUGUACCUGUAGACAUGUUCCAGAUCAGGCUGUGCCACAAAAGGAAGUGAGGAGGAGGUGCAGUGCGGAAAGGCACCUGCUUGCAGAAGAGAUACGCCCAAAUUCCUCAAGGAACAGAAGCCGCCAAAGCCACAUGUUUCGGAAUAAAGUAAUCCCCCCCCAAGGUUGUCAUAUUUGGAAGAAAUCUUUCCAGUCCCAUCUACAGUGUUCAGUCAGACCCAUCCCUCACCCAAAGUAUUGUUCUUGUUGUUCUUUCCUCUUUUUAUUUUUUUUAUUAAGUCAUUAGCUGUUCUUUAUUCUUCAGCUGUGCUUGCAACCUGCCUUUGGUUCUAUGAUGGAAGAAAGGUGGGAUGUAAAUAUAUAUAUAUAAUACAACUUCAAAUUAAAUAUAUCUUGUUUGA
Rhineura floridana is the source of this 3953-nucleotide messenger RNA. RefSeq names its product TBC1 domain family member 10C (gene TBC1D10C). Lineage: Eukaryota; Metazoa; Chordata; Lepidosauria; Squamata; Rhineuridae. The transcript has 10 exons. The record is from RefSeq and is a predicted model, not a curated record. The coding region runs from base 95 to 1564 and encodes 489 amino acids.